Molecule: messenger RNA, 455 nt
Organism: Nematolebias whitei (Rio pearlfish)
Lineage: Eukaryota; Metazoa; Chordata; Actinopteri; Cyprinodontiformes; Rivulidae
Product: cysteine-rich and transmembrane domain-containing protein 1-like
Exons: 5
Coding region: 45-389 (114 amino acids)
Source: RefSeq, a predicted model, not a curated record
AUCGAUCGGUCCACCAAGACAGCAAAGAAGUUCUUCAUCUGGAGAUGAGUGAGCAGCCUCCUCCAUAUCAUCCGUUCUUCCCUGACGGACCUCCACCUUCAAUGUUUCCUUCAGCUUUCAGCCCGCCGCCCACCAUCUUCCCUGGCUCAGCUUAUCAGACCUUCACAGGAGACCAGACCUUCUACCAUCCAGGACCUGCUGGUCAACACGGGGCCUCAGUGAUGCCACCAGGUUACCAUGGAGACCAACAUGGUGACAAACACCAACCUAAACACCCAGUGUACAUGGUGGAGCAGCGCCACCAUCAGGGCAGGGGCAUCGGGUCGUACCUGGCAGCGUGUUCAGCUGCUCUGUGCUGCUGCUGCCUGUGGGACCUGCUUCAUCGCUAAAGAGCUGAGGCAAUCAUCAUCAUCAUCCUCAUUGUUAUUAUCCCAUGUCUCAUCAUCUGUACAGCA